AUGUGGACUUCAUCGCGAGACUACCUCAUGCUGGCCAUGCUGGCCAUGCCCCAGGCGGCUCACUUCGCGGUUGCGGAGAGAGUGCUGGGUGUAUACAUUUUUGCCCGCCACGGAGAUCGUACCCCGAAAAUUCAGGGCAACACCCAGCUUACGGACCUGGGGUACAGUGAGGUGUUCAUGACCGGUAGCUACUACCAUAGUCGUUACAUCGAUUCGAACUCCUCCCUUCAAAUUGACGGUAUCAGCACGGAUAUCGUCAAUCUCAAGCAGCUUAGUGCAGCUGCUCCAUCUGAUGCCGUGUUGCAGAACUCGGCCACCGGCUUCCUGCAGGGUGUUUACCCUCCAGUGGGAACAAUGGCCAGCCAGGAAUUGGCCAACGGGACUACAGUUGAUGCCCCACUGAACGGCUACCAGCUGGUCCCGCUCUCGCUCACCACCAGCGGAACAAACAGCGAGGACAACACAUGGCUCCAAGCCACUACCAAGUGCCAGAAGGCCAAGGUCAGCAGCAACAGCUACUACAGCUCGACACUGUACAAGGAUCUUCUGGCCUCGACUCAAGACUUCUACACAUCAUUCACGCCAGUUCUAGAGGGCCAGUUCCCCACAUCUGACAUUAGCUUCAAGAACGCCUACCCCAUCUUCGACUACCUCAAUGUAGCCAGAAUCCACAACACCAGCACCGAGAACAUGCCCACCGACGCGCAGUUCCACCAGCUGCUCACCUUGGCCAACAUCGAGCAGUACAACCUGGCCUACAACUCGACAGAGACCGUCCGGGCCAUUGCCGGUGCCCAGCUCGCGGGAGAGAUGCUCGACGGCCUCCGCGAGACGAUCAGCACGCAGGGCAAAACCAAGCUGAACAUCCAAUUCGGCUCCUACGGCACUUUCCUUUCAUACUUUGGGCUUGCCCAGCUCCCCGCAGCCAACACCGACUUCACCGGCAUCCCUGACUACGCCUCCUCAAUGGCAUGGGAGCUGAUCACCGACUCCACCAGCGGGUUCCCCGACCCCGCUGACAUCUCCGUGCGCUUCAUCUUCCACAACGGCACCAUCACUAGCUCUGACGAGCCGACCGAGUUCGCCCUCUACGGCCAAUCGAGCGCCACCAUCCCCUGGUCGGAAUUCGAGAAGCAGACCAAGAACAUCGCGGUCAUGUCCACGGAGGAGUGGUGCAGCGCCUGCGGUAACACCGAUGGAAAAUGUGCCAGCUCGUCCUCGGACUCUGCCGGUGCUCAGUCGACGGACAGCAACAAUAACGGAAUCUCCAAUGCUGUUGCCGGUGUUAUUGGUGCUAUGGUUACCCUUGGGGUUAUUUUGGGCUUGGGGCUGGUGUUCUUCUUGUUGGGUGGCUUUACCAUUGCCAAGAAGAGGAAGACUGGUGCCGCAAGCAUCUCGUCUGAUGCAACGGAGACGAAAUUUGUUGAGCACAGUUAA
Molecule: messenger RNA, 1437 nt
Organism: Aspergillus bombycis
Lineage: Eukaryota; Fungi; Ascomycota; Eurotiomycetes; Eurotiales; Aspergillaceae
Product: histidine acid phosphatase
Exons: 1
Coding region: 1-1437 (478 amino acids)
Biological process (GO): dephosphorylation
Molecular function (GO): phosphatase activity
Source: RefSeq, a predicted model, not a curated record